Messenger RNA from Sinocyclocheilus anshuiensis, 1888 nucleotides. RefSeq names its product RNA-binding motif, single-stranded-interacting protein 3-like. Gene Ontology annotation, molecular function: RNA binding. The transcript is spliced from 11 exons. The record is from RefSeq and is a predicted model, not a curated record. NCBI's taxonomy places the organism in Eukaryota, Metazoa, Chordata, Actinopteri, Cypriniformes, Cyprinidae. Gene Ontology annotation, cellular component: ribonucleoprotein complex. Bases 890 to 1888 code for a protein of 332 amino acids.
CUGCCCGAGCUGAUCCCUUCAAUCUUCCCCACAGUGUGGAGCAGCCGGCAGCGCGCACACACACUCACACACUCUCACACAGCCACAUAUACUCACUCUCACUCUCGCACACACACUCGCGCGCGCAACAAAGCAGGCAGUCGAGGGAGGCGUUUAAUAAAGAAAAGAACAUCACAGAGGAAAAACAGCAUUGCUGCACCUGGACUUUUCGGAUACUGCAGUCUGCCUGGAGUUUGUGCCGUUUCCUGUGUGCCUCGUAACCUCACGGCUCACAUCUGGUCCUGUCAGCUACGCGUGCAGAGAUCCAAAUCCGACGACUGUCUACAUUGCCGCUUUGUGCAUCCGCCAGACGAGAACAAAGUGUGCGACUGGGAUAUCUGACAAGCUCCUCUGGGAACCGACGCUGCACCGACUGUCAGAGAGAAAGAGAGAGAGAGUGAGAAAGAAGGAGCAAGAUAGAUAGAAAGAGAGAGAGAGUCAAAGUCAGGGCAUGAGCAGGAGAAUAGAAGCCGGUUUUCUGGAGAAGUGAUCGCCACAGUGCCCCCUCCUCUUCCCGCACCUCCUUCCUUCCUUCUCUCCUCUCUCCUGUGCCGCUGCUCCUUCUUUCUUUGCGCACACCUCCGCUGCUAUCCCAUCCUCGUACCUCCGCUCUCCUUCCAUCACCUCCUCCUCCCCUGCUCCUGAAGACGGCGUGAAGAGGAGAGGCACGGCACACACACACUUGCCUGUGUGCCAUAUCAUCUCAUUCUCUCUCUCCAUCCUUCCUCUGGCUCCGUCCCUCUCGCGGAUCUAGCCUCUAGCCGUGGAACCACAAGCGGAGGCUUUUUGAGUUGUUGGAUCCCACACGCGAGUCUCUGUAUCCAGCCACAGCCAGAAGGAUUACAGCUACAUGGGCAAACGCUUGGAACAGCAACCAAUGUACCCCCAGUACACUUACUAUUACCCUCACUACCUUCAGACUAAGCAGUCAUAUGCCCCGCCCCCUCCUCCCAUGGCUCCGCCCAGCCCCAGCACCAAUAGCAGCAGCCACAGUGCAGCGGAGCAGCUCAGUAAAACCAACCUGUUCAUCCGGGGCCUUCCGCCUGGCACCACCGACCAGGACCUCAUCAAACUCUGCCAACCGUAUGGAAAAAUAGUGUCAACAAAGGCAAUCCUGGACAAAAACACCAACCAGUGCAAAGGAUAUGGCUUUGUGGAUUUCGACAGUCCGGCGGCGGCACAGAAAGCUGUAGCGUCCCUGAAGGCCAGUGGCGUGCAGGCACAGAUGGCAAAGCAACAGGAGCAGGACCCCACUAACUUGUACAUCUCGAACCUCCCGGUUUCAAUGGAUGAACAAGAGCUGGAGAACAUGCUGAAGCCCUUCGGACAUGUCAUCUCCACACGGAUACUGCGAGACGCCAAUGGGGUCAGCCGAGGGGUCGGCUUCGCCAGAAUGGAGUCCACCGAGAAAUGUGAUGUGGUGAUUCAACAUUUCAACGGAAAGUUCCUCAAAACCCCACCAGGAGUACCAGCCCCGACGGAGCCGCUGCUGUGCAAGUUUGCAGACGGAGGACAGAAGAAGAGGCAGAGUCAGAGCAAGUACCCUCAAAACGGCCGACCGUGGCCUCGGGAAGGAGAGAGUGGCAUGGCGCUGACCUAUGACCCCACUGCAAUGCAGAACGGGUUCUACUCCUCACCAUACAGCAUCUCCACAAACCGCAUGAUCGCUCAAACGUCAAUCACUCCAUUCAUCGCUGCCUCUCCUGUCUCCACAUAUCAGGUCCAGAGUACGUCGUGGAUGCCUCACCAACAGUACGUUAUGCAACCUACGGGUGCUGUGAUAACGCCAGCCAUGGACGAGGUGAGUUUCUGGGUGACUGCAAAUCCAUUCACAGGUCCAACUGAUUAG